Gopherus flavomarginatus (Mexican gopher tortoise) is the source of this 3629-nucleotide messenger RNA. It is a transcript of the gene LIMD1, whose product is annotated as LIM domain containing 1. The transcript has 9 exons. NCBI's taxonomy places the organism in Eukaryota, Metazoa, Chordata, Testudines, Testudinidae. Bases 481 to 2610 code for a protein of 709 amino acids. Gene Ontology annotation, molecular function: transcription corepressor activity. Gene Ontology annotation, cellular component: transcription regulator complex; adherens junction; P-body. The record is from RefSeq and is a predicted model, not a curated record. Gene Ontology annotation, biological process: regulation of DNA-templated transcription; response to hypoxia; negative regulation of hippo signaling.
CCGAGCAGCGCCCCGCCCGGCCCCGGCGCUCACCCCCGGAGGAGAAACUCCCGCAGCCGCCGCCUCGCCGGGGCAGGCGACGAGGCCACCCUCCGUCCUGCUAGCGGCUGAGUAAGCCCUGAUUGCAGGGUGAACGGGAAAUCUCCUUAAUCGCCAUCCUCGCCUCUGGGCCUGGAGCCCGUUCAGAUCUUGCUUCUUCGAGGGGGGUAGAAGAUACAGCUGCUUCUGACCCGGGUUAUUAAGGGGAGAUAAACCCUGAAGUUUGUUUUCCUAGUUUUUGCGUAUGCAAGAAAAUUGAUUAUUUUUACAAAGCACGUAAACUUGUGUAAUCUUUUUCUGAGUGGAGGACCCAGUGGACAUGAACCUGAGGAUCACAAAGUAAAGUGGAUUCAGUACUAACUGCUCCUACAGUCCUGGAUGGCUUGUAGCUUUCAUCAUUAAGUUUAGCCCUGGGAGGGAGACUCUAGUGAAUUUGCAAAAAUGGAUAGUAAAUAUGAUGAUCUGGGCCUAGAGGCAAGUAAAUUUAUAGAAGAUCUCAAUAUGUAUGAAGCCUCCAAGGAUGGACUUUUUCGGGUGGACAAAGCUGUUGGCAACAACCCAGAAUUUGAGGAAACCAGGAGAGUUUUUGCCACUAAAAUGGCUAAAAUUCAUCUCCAAAAACAACAGCAGCAGCAACAAGAAGAGGAGCUGAUGUUGGCUGACUCUGGCUCUCUAAAUGGUGGGGCCAAUUUUGGUGUCCAGCAGCAGUUUCCAAAUCAUCGUGUGCCUGGAGUAGCUGCAGGGGCCACUAAAUUGCAUUCAGGAGAAAAUAUUGCCAAACCUCCUCUGGCCACAGCAUCAGUGUGUGCAGCGCACCAGCUUGCUUUUCCACACCACCCACAAGCUGUUCCUGAUGGGCAGCGAACAAAAUUAUACCAACAUGGCAAAACAGCUAGCAAAGAAUAUGGCUGUAGAGAGAAUCUGGGGGAUUCCGAGGUCUCUGAAGGACACGGGUUCCACAGAGCAGCCCAUGUGAAUCCCAGCACUACAAAGCCAUCUUUUCCUUCUCUUCCCCAUGGACAGCAUUAUAAUGAGAAUCAGACAGGCAUCCCUGCUUGGAGAGGAGAUGCUGGUAAGUUUUCCAUCCCAAAAUCUGAUUUGGGGAGUUUACGAUCCAAUGUUAAUCAUAGUGAUCAGCUGCCAAGGAGUCCUACAAAAACCCAAGCUGAUCCUCACCCGUACCAGCAUCAGAAGUCACUGAGCUCCUGCAGGUCUUCUGAAAGUGGGUAUGGAAGCCAGGAAAAUGGGAAUGAAAGCAACAGACUCAGUCGAGGCUAUGACCAAAACUCAACUGGUCAGAGAUCUUCCUCUUUCUCACACACUCUGACCCCCUUUUCCACUUCAACAGGGUUUGAUGAUGAGACCGCAGUGGGAUUUCCACAGCAGAGAUCUUCCUCAUUCUCAGCCCCAUCGACAUUGCCUGCACAAGGGUUUUCAGGUCUGUCUGAUCAAUUUAGCCCAAACCCUGAGAGUGAGAUGCUACCUUCUGGCACACCACACAAAAACAGUCAUGACCACCCGUUAUGGUACCAUGACAAUUCUAGUUCUUCCAUGUCUAGUUCAGCUCCUACUCCGUUGCCUCCAAGCGUAGAUUAUCAGCAAGCCAGUGCUUGUCCCAAGGCUACAGCCCAUUUCAUAGUUCAUGGUCAAAAUCACAGGCUUAAUUGUCCUGGCUCUGGCAUAAGUCCUGAGCAGAAUUCCAUCAACGUAGCUUCACAUGGGCCAAUGAUUUCUGAUGCUCCAAGGUCUCCAUUUAAAGAGGGUAUAAGCAGUCUGCAGCAUGACUCAGGACAUCAGGAAAAUUCCAGUUCUACAAAAGUAAAAUUACCCUGUCAGACCCUCCUUCCACAGCAGGAACAAGGGCCGUCUGCAGCUGAAUUAAAAUUGGAAGCACUUACCCAGCGUCUGGAGCAAGAGAUGGAUGCUCGUCCCAAGGCUGACUACUUUGGAACCUGCGUGAAGUGCAGCCAAGGUGUGUAUGGAGCAAACCAGGCUUGCCAAGCAAUGGGGAAUCUCUACCAUGAUGGCUGCUUCACCUGUGGAGCAUGCAGUCGAAAACUGAGAGGAAAAGCCUUUUAUUUUGUUAACGGAAAGGUGUUCUGUGAAGAAGACUUUCUGUAUUCAGGUUUCCAGCAGUCAGCUGACAGGUGUUUCAUUUGUGGCCAUUUGAUAAUGGACAUGAUCCUGCAGGCUCUUGGGAAAUCAUACCAUCCAGGCUGCUUCCGUUGUGUGAUCUGUAAUGAAUGUCUGGAUGGAGUGCCAUUCACUGUAGACUCUGAGAACAAAAUCUACUGCGUCAGAGAUUACCACAAAGUUUUAGCUCCAAAAUGUGCAGCAUGUGGACAUCCCAUUCUGCCGACUGAGGGGUCUGAUGAGACAAUUCGGGUUGUGUCCAUGGACAAGGAUUACCACGUGGAAUGUUAUCACUGUGAGGAUUGUGGGAUGGAACUCAAUGAUGAAGAUGGACAUCGCUGUUAUCCGCUCGAUGAACAUUUGCUUUGUCACUCCUGUCACCUAAAGCAUAUAGAGAAAGGCACGACUCCAGCAGCUAUGUACCAGCGUCACUACUAGUCAGUACUGCUAAUUCCAAGAAUUAGCCUGUCAGAGGACUUGUUACAGUACACAUUUUUCCCCAGUUGAUUUCCAGUAUGCAUUUUCCCCAAUCAGUAGUUUACAGUAAGAGGAUACAGUGACAUUAGCUAGAUUUUUUCCAAGGUUUGUAUGUGUGUGAGCUGCACUCGUAUCACAGAUACGUUUAUUUGAACAUGUAAUGUUUUCCAGGCUGGUCGAUUUUCUUUUCCCAUGCCUUUUUCUGAUCUCAAGAGCUACUGAAAAAUCUUCCCAAGUGAAAGUAAAGAGAAGUACAACCGCCUAUCACAUCAGUGACUUCAUAUCAUGUCAUGCACAAUUAAUAAGCCACAGACCUCUCUGCCUGCCUGCUGGAACAUAUCUUCAGUCUGUGAAGUGGUUUCUGACACGCACGUUUCAUCAAAUCCCCCAAGGAUAUCAGUUUAUUAAUACUGAUUCUAAGAAUCUUUAUAGUUCUUUAGAAAAAGGUUUCUGUGCACAAAAGCACUUUCAGACCUUUCAGUUUGUUCCCAGAACUCCGAUGCCAGCCUGGCUGUGAAAUGGUUGUGAUGCAGAAUUGCAAUCUGAGCACAAACACACCAGGCAUCUCACUUGGCUGCUGAAUGUCCACAUCCCAAUAAUAAUUUUUUUUAAACUGGAGCAAGAUAUACAAAGUCAUCUUGGCAAAUAUGGUCACCUAUGCUGCUGCUUGUGCAUUAGCAUGGUACGCUAGGAUGACUUUGUUGUAUAAAGUCUGAGCAGCAAAUUACGUUUUUGAAAAUAUCUGGAUGCUGAAAAUAUGUACGUGACGGCAAUCUGUCUCCCAUUAUCUCUUGCAAAAGUCACUUCAGAAAAGAGCUCUGUGCACACAGACACUUCCUGAGCUUUUCAUUUUGUCCAUGAAGCUCAGACAUCAACACUGCUGUGAAAAAGGUGUGAGUCAGGAGGGCUCAAUACUCACUUCUACAGUGUUUAUCCAGCUCAGACCUAUUUCAUAAUUAUGCCUAUUUAGAGUUCUGGGA